CUGCACUACGGGACCCUCCUGGGCAGCAGAGCUUGUGUCCACAUGGCAGCAGCUGCCUGGGCCAGUGCCUUUCUCAAUGCUCUGUUGCAUACGGCCAAUACAUUUUCCCUGCCCCUGUGCCAUGGCAAUGCCCUGGGCCAGUUCUUCUGUGAAAUCCCCCAGAUCCUCAAGUUCUCCUGCUCAUACUCUAAUCUCACAGAACGUGGUCUUCUUGCUGUUACUGUCUUUUUGGUAUUUGGCUGUUUUGUGUUCAUUGUUUUCUCCUAUGUGCAGAUCUUCAGGGCUGUGCUGAGGAUCCCCUCUGAGCAGGGACGGCACAAAGCCUUUUCCACCUGCCUCCCUCACCUGGCCGUGCUCUCCCUGUUCCUCAGCACUGGCACAUUUUCUGACCUGAAGCCCCCCUCCAUGUCCUCCCCAUCCCUGGAUCUGGCCCUGUCAGUUCUGUACUCAGUGGUGCCUCCACCGUGCCUGAAGAGGACAUCAGGACUGGGAUGGCCACCCACACUGGACCUCCAGGACAGCUGGCUAUCAGGACCAGAGAAGUUCGGCUUGGGACCAGUGACGCAGAGGAGCGCUGGACUGGCGAGAAAUAUCUGGUGGCGGGAGUAG
This is a messenger RNA of Melospiza melodia melodia, 609 nucleotides long. RefSeq names its product olfactory receptor 14J1-like. The annotation marks the transcript as partial. Lineage: Eukaryota; Metazoa; Chordata; Aves; Passeriformes; Passerellidae. The record is from RefSeq and is a predicted model, not a curated record. Gene Ontology annotation, biological process: G protein-coupled receptor signaling pathway; detection of chemical stimulus involved in sensory perception of smell. Gene Ontology annotation, cellular component: plasma membrane. Gene Ontology annotation, molecular function: olfactory receptor activity. The transcript is spliced from 2 exons.